UUGUGUGCAGCAUGCACCUCGGAAACAUGGCGGAUUUUGGUUCUCCAGGAACUCCGAGUCGACAUGAAAAAUCUCUUGGUUUACUAACUACAAAAUUCGUGAGUUUGUUACAAGAGGCGAAAGACGGCGUCUUAGACCUUAAAGUCGCUGCUGAUACUCUUGCUGUUCGACAAAAGCGACGGAUAUACGAUAUAACUAAUGUGCUCGAAGGAAUAGGAUUGAUCGAGAAGAAAUCAAAGAACAGUAUACAAUGGAAGGGAGCUGGACCUGGAUGUAACACAAGAGAAAUAUCUGAUAAACUAGUAGAUCUUAAACAAGAACUAGAGGACCUUGAAGACAAGGAAAAAGAGCUUGAUGAACAAAGAUUAUGGGUACAACAAAGCCUGAAAAACAUAUCAGAAGACAAUGAGAAUGAAAAGCUUGCCUUUGUUACAUAUGAUGAUGUAUGUCAGUCGUUUACUGGUGAUACUUUACUAGCCAUACAAGCACCGUCAGGAACUCAAUUAGAAGUACCUAUCCCUGAAAAGCAUCCUGGAAUGCCCAAAAAGUAUCAGAUUCAUCUGAAAAGUCAAAAUGGUCCAAUACAUGUAUUACUGGUAAACAAAGAUGCAUCGGCAGAAAGUCCUGUAGUGACGCCUGUUCCUCCCCCUAUACUGGAAUCCAAUGGUACUAAUCUGCAGCUCAAGCAGGACCCUAUGGAGAUAGACUCACAGUCCUCUGAUACAGUCAGUCAAAAUGCUAGUGCAGGCACUAGUGAGACUGUAAAAACUGAAGUUAUGGAGACGAGCCAAGCAAAAGAACUCAAAGAAGUUGCUAAUGACAUUAUCUUUGGAAAUGGAAAAGAGCCAGGCAAUAUUGCAGAUGAAGUUAUAGAUGAACUUAUGUCGGCUGAAGUCUAUGCUCCAUUACUGCGACUGUCACCGCCACCAGGAGAUCAUGAUUAUUACUUCAACUUGGAUGAUAACGAGGGUGUAUGUGAUCUAUUUGACAUACCAAACCUAGAUAUGAACUUACCUUUAGAAGGAGCUUCAGCAUCCUGAAUAUGAGACAGAGCUAGCCUAGUACUACAAAACAGAGUGAUAUGUACGUUUGAAGUCAGUUUAAUUCCCAAAAUACAGUAUGAGUGAAGAGUAACACUUACCAUGCAGACUCUAACCAGCACUUAAAAAUAAUUAUUUCUGGUCUUUGGACAAUGGCUGUGGUUCCACUAGAGCUUUACAACAUUGUUACAGCGCCGUUUUUAGGACAAAACUUUACAAAGGUAACUUUAAGUAAGAUGAGAUUUAUUUUGCGGAUCCACCAAUUGAGUGCUGAAAUCCUGUCUUAUGGGCUGUGAUUGGUUCUCUUCAAUUAGUUAUUAGAUUAAUUUCAGAUAAACCAUGUUGUAAUCUAAGCUUUGAAAAUGCUGAAUAUCCAUGGCAACAGACAACAACACAAACUCAUGGAUUUCACCCUGUUCCAUUAAGAACACCUUGACAACAUUGUAACAGUGUUGUUAACUACGCUAAUGGAACCACAGUCAAUGUCCAGUCAGAAUAGACCUCUUUGGCUUUGAUGUAAUGUUUUCCCAUUUCA
Messenger RNA from Actinia tenebrosa (Australian red waratah sea anemone), 1575 nucleotides. RefSeq names its product transcription factor E2F5. Gene Ontology annotation, cellular component: RNA polymerase II transcription regulator complex. NCBI's taxonomy places the organism in Eukaryota, Metazoa, Cnidaria, Anthozoa, Actiniaria, Actiniidae. Gene Ontology annotation, molecular function: RNA polymerase II cis-regulatory region sequence-specific DNA binding; DNA-binding transcription factor activity, RNA polymerase II-specific; protein dimerization activity. Gene Ontology annotation, biological process: regulation of transcription by RNA polymerase II. The record is from RefSeq and is a predicted model, not a curated record.